AUGUCAGACUCUGAGGGUGAAAUGACCACGCGAACGGAUAAUAUGUCGACAGACGAGCAGCCACACGACGAUUUCGAUUUUGAGCGAAUUUACAGCGAAUGUAAAGAUACUGUGGGUUAAAAAUCACUGAAAACCCCUGAAAAAAUUCUCUAAAAAUUCCAGAAAAUCGAUAUGAACAUGUUGCUCGCGAAAGCAAAGGAAUUUCAUCACGCUCAUCGCCAUUUGAUCUCCCAAUUCGUGAUUGAGCCGAGUAUGAGCAUCGUAAAGAUGAAUUUCAUCUUUGCCAAAUAUUUCAUCUGUGUUCUGCUGAAUGGUACGAAAUUUCGGAAUUCAGAAAGAUUGUAUUGAAUAUUUGUUGUAUUUUUUCCUUUCCAGACCGCUUAGAAACCGUGAUAAACCUCGAUUGGUGCAUGAGAACCCAGAAAGCGCUCGCGAAGUGUCUUGUGAAGACGAUGAAUAAGGAAAAGGGAAGAGGAGGGGUGAGGAGCAAAAAAACGUGUCAAUUAAUCUUUCGAUUAUUUCCAGAGAAGAGGCUGCUUCCGUCCGUGGCGUUUUGUGAUCUCGAACGAUGAGAAAGACCUGAUUGACAUGGUCACAAUGACCGGAACCAUCCAGAAUUCGUCUGUCAUCAGCGAGAGCAACGAUAUGACGUUGGCGGAGUCUUAAAAACAUUUAUUGAAAUGGAUUUUUCAGAAAAGCCGACCGAGCCCUUCUUCUGCUCACUUUGGAGGAAAUGAUCAAAAACGAGGGAUGCGUGCGGCUCAGUUGGAUUCAGGAUCAGGCCAUGAAGGUUCUAAAAUGAUUUCUAAAAGAGUUCUGUAUAUUAAUAAGAACGGUUUUCAGGAUCCGUGCAAGAUGAAGGGCGUCGAGUGCGAUGCGUUCAUUUCGAGAAUGGCCAAACAAAAAUAUUUGGCCAUGGUUAGUAAUUUUUAGCGGGAAAUCAAGACUUGGCAAUUGGCCGGCCCAUGGCCUGGACUUUUGAACCACUUGCAAUAAUGCGAGCGGGCCCAAACUUUGCAGACUUUUCGGACAUGGAUUCAAGUAUAUUGGGUCCGAGUUUCAGACCGAUCCGAUCAUCCGGUCCCUAGAUAUGAGGAUCAUUGGCCGAAAGCCGGGGCCUUUCUGCCAAAAUCGGCCAAUGAUCCACAUAUCUCGGGACCAGAUGAUCGGAUCGGUCUGAAACUCGGAUCCAGUACACUUUAACCCAAGUCCAAAAAGUCUGCAGAGUUUGGGCCUGAUCGGAAUAUUGCAAGUGGGCCAAGGGGUCCGUCCAUCCCUGGAAUUUGAUAAAAACGCGAAAAACAUUUUAGGAUUCCGACUCGAAUUUGGUGGAAAUCACUCCGAGAAUAAUGGUCGAACUGGAGCCGUGGAUACGCGCGAAAUUUGUGGGACAACUGAAAUUUUGCGAUCUUUGCAGAAAAAUCAUCUGCAGGUAUUCGUAAAACUGUUUAGCUUGUUAAUUUUUUUUCAAAUUUCAGACCAAUUUACACUGCGGAAUGCCCGAAAUGUCAAACUCUGUCGCAUUACAACUGUUUCAUAGAGUAGGCAUUAAAAAAAUAGUUUGCUUUGAAUGAAAUCAUUUUCAGUGCCACCAAUAUUUUGGGAACGCACAGUAUCGAGUGCAAUAAGUGCAAAACGAAGAACACCUUGGCUGAGGUUCUUUUUUAAUGUAAAAAAUUGAAAAAGUCAAAUUUUCCAGGUUCGAGAACAGGUCAAAAAGCGAGAAUCGGCUCCGGCUCGUCGAAUUUCGACGCCGAGACUCACGGAACCCGAUAAUAGCGAUGAAGAAGAAGAAAAGGAUGAAGAAGAGGACAAAAAACCGGAAAUUGCUGAAAUCGCACCGAAAACCGCGAAAAAAUCGACGAGAAAACGCAAAUCGACGAGAAAAGUAAUUGCAGAAUCGAGCGACGAUUCUGACGAAUAA
Molecule: messenger RNA, 1924 nt
Organism: Caenorhabditis sp. 36 PRJEB53466
Lineage: Eukaryota; Metazoa; Nematoda; Chromadorea; Rhabditida; Rhabditidae
Source: the annotation of a GenBank genome assembly